Molecule: messenger RNA, 1089 nt
Organism: Morus notabilis
Lineage: Eukaryota; Viridiplantae; Streptophyta; Magnoliopsida; Rosales; Moraceae
Product: L-ascorbate peroxidase 3
Exons: 9
Coding region: 45-902 (285 amino acids)
Biological process (GO): response to reactive oxygen species; cellular response to oxidative stress; hydrogen peroxide catabolic process
Molecular function (GO): peroxidase activity; heme binding
Source: RefSeq, a predicted model, not a curated record
CGACAAUAAUAUCAAGAAAAAAGUAAAGUCUUGAAGGUGCUCCCAUGGCGACACCGGUAGUGGACGCAGAAUAUGUGAAGGAAAUUGAGAAAACUCGCAGGGAUCUUCGGGCACUUAUCUCUGGCAAGAAUUGUGCGCCUAUCAUGCUUCGUUUGGCGUGGCAUGAUGCUGGAACGUACGAUGCUAAAACAAAGACUGGAGGUCCAAAUGGCUCUAUCAGGAACCGAAAAGAGUUGAGCCAUAGCGCAAACAACGGUUUGCAGAUCGCUGUUGAUCUUUGUGAGAAAGUGAAGGCCAAACAUCCUAAAAUUACAUACGCAGAUCUUUACCAGUUAGCUGGAGUUGUUGCAGUAGAGGUAACUGGAGGUCCAUCAAUAGAUUUUGUUCCUGGUAGAAAGGAUUCUAAACAAUCUCCGGAAGAAGGACGCCUUCCAGAUGCCAAACAAGGUGCAUCACAUUUAAGAGAGAUAUUCUAUCGCAUGGGUCUAUCUGACAAGGACAUUGUGGUGCUUUCUGGUGGUCACACUUUGGGAAGUGCUCAUAAGGAAAGAUCAGGCUUUGAUGGCCCAUGGACAAAAGACCCUUUGAAGUUCGACAACUCAUACUUUGUGGAACUUUUGAAAGGGGACACAGAAGGACUAUUGAAACUUCCCACUGACAAGGUUUUAGUUGGGGAUCUUAAGUUCCGUCCCUAUGUUGAACGUUAUGCAAAGGAUGAGGAUGCAUUCUUUGAAGAUUAUGCAGUCUCACACAAGAAGCUCUCAGAGCUAGGCUUCACGCCCCGAACCGCCAAAAAAAGUAGCAGACUGAAGUCGGCACAAUGCGCAGUCGGAGUGCUCGCCGCCGUUAGUGUUGCCAUAGUUGUGGCUAUUCUCCUUAAAGGGCCAUAUACUAGGGAGUAAGAACUCAUAAUUUUAGUUGGACGUGUUAAAAAAAAAGCUUGCUUUAACAUAUUAUAAUGUUGUUACCUUUUUUUUUUUCUCUGAUUAUAAUGUUGUUACUUCUUACAAUAAAGCAAUGGCAUUCAGGGAUUUUCCCAUAUUUGUACAAGAACAAUAACCCAAUAAUAAUAAUAAUAAUAAUAAUAAU